AUGGCCGGUCGAGGUGGGGUUGAGAAAGAUCACACAGGACAACUUGUGUGGGAUGGGUAUAUCCCACCAGAGGCUCAAUCUGACCCAACAAUCUUACGAUUUAGCCCUGAAGGUCAAUGGGAGAUAGCACUAGAACCUGUCCAUGACGGGAUCGAUAUCAACAAGACAGUUGGGGUUGGUUCAGCAAUAGUAUUUGCUCGCCAACUACAAGCGAAAUCUAAGUCAAAGGCGGGCGUUGUGGGUUUAGUGCCUUGUGCUAGAGGUGGCACUUUGAUUGAAGAGUGGAUUAAAAAUCCGAACAAUCCUAAAGCAACCUUCUACCAAAAUUUCAUUGAACGAAUCAAAGCAUCAGAAAAAGAUGGUGGGGUUGUACGUGCUCUUAUCUGGUUGCAAGGUGAAAGUGAUGCGGCUGCGAGUGACACUGCUCGUAGAUAUAAAGACAACUUAAAGAAAUUCUUUAUGGACAUCCGCAAUGACAUAAAACCUAGAUUUUUACCUAUCAUUCUUGUCAAAAUAGCCGUCUAUGACACAUAUAUGAAGCACGAUACUCAUGAUUUACCAGCCGUAAGAGCGGCAGAAGAUGCCGUCCAAAAGGAGCUACCAGACAUAGUGACCAUUGACUCCUUAAAUUUGGUAAACACGGUCACACAUGAAGGGUUUAACCAAGAUCAUGGUCAUUUUAAUACCAAGACUCAAAUUGCUUUAGGUAAAUGGUUGGCUGAUACCUACCUUUCCCACUAUGGUCAGUUCCUGUGA
Cucurbita pepo subsp. pepo (vegetable marrow) is the source of this 756-nucleotide messenger RNA. NCBI's taxonomy places the organism in Eukaryota, Viridiplantae, Streptophyta, Magnoliopsida, Cucurbitales, Cucurbitaceae. The record is from RefSeq and is a predicted model, not a curated record.